Messenger RNA from Drosophila takahashii, 701 nucleotides. NCBI's taxonomy places the organism in Eukaryota, Metazoa, Arthropoda, Insecta, Diptera, Drosophilidae. The record is from RefSeq and is a predicted model, not a curated record.
AUGGAUCGAUUGCUGCCAGCUAGAGUUUCGGUUCAUUUGCAGCUGUAUUUACUGCUCCUUUCGUUGACAUUGGAUCCUUCAGCGGUCCUGGCCAUCCGCUCGCCCCAGUCGCUGGCACUCCUGCGGGCUCGAGAUCAGUGCGGCAGGCAGCUGACCCUCGCCCAGCGCCUCCACCUGGACAGGAUGCAGUUCGAGGACGCUCCGCACGUGCGCCACUACCUCCAUUGCUUCUGGUCGCGCCUGCGGCUCUGGCAGGAUGCCUCCGGCUUCCAGGCGCUGCGCAUCGUCCAGAGUUUCGGUGGCGAGAGACGCCUCAAUGUGGAGCAGGCGCUGCCGGCCAUCAAUGGGUGCAAUGCGAGGACGCGGUUUCGAUCGGGAUCGAGAUCGGUUUCGAGAUCAGGAUCAGGAUCCCAAUCAAGAUCCCAGGUCCCAGUGGUCGACUGGUGUUUCCGGGCCUUUGUCUGCGUGCUGGCCACGCCAGUGGGCGAUUGGUACAGGCGCCACAUGUCCGAUGUCAUCAAUGGAAAUGCCUAAAAAUCGAAUUUUAUAGUUUAAGAAUAAAAUAUAAAAAACUCAUAAAAAAAAAUAUAAGUGUCAAAGAAAUUUGUCUAAAGCUACAAAGAAUUAGGAUUGCCAACAGUAAGGUAAACAAAAAUUAUACAUAAAUAUAUAAAUAUUUGUAAUUAUUCAGUAAGUUAUAA